Messenger RNA from Labeo rohita (rohu), 6722 nucleotides. RefSeq names its product trichohyalin. Gene Ontology annotation, biological process: spermatogenesis. Lineage: Eukaryota; Metazoa; Chordata; Actinopteri; Cypriniformes; Cyprinidae. The record is from RefSeq and is a predicted model, not a curated record. The transcript has 33 exons. The coding region runs from base 86 to 4636 and encodes 1516 amino acids.
AGCUGAACUAAACUUGAAAAAUACCUACACUGGUCUUAUUUUAGCUAGAGAGAUAACUACCAUUGAGUUUCAUUGGUGAUUUGACAUGUUACUGAAACAUAAGAUUAGCAAACAGUUUUUAAGACUGCUUUUCCACAUUCAGAAAAUUGCUGACGUUAUCAAGAUGGCCAUCAAGAAGGGACUUUUUGUGCAUGUGGAGGAGCGAGAGGCUCUCAUCCUGGAACUACAGGAUGUCAUCACUGAGCUACACCAGGAGAUGUCUCUGAAAGAACAGCACGAGCUCAAGCAGCUUCAACAGCUCCUUCAGCUGGAGACCAGAGUCAAAGAGCUUCAAGAGCAGGUACAGGGUUCAGAGGAGACUAUAGCUCAGCUUAGACUAGAGCAACAGAGCAACAGCGGCAUGUUGAAUGUUGCUUCCCUUGAUCUUGCUACCCUCAGAGGAACAGAGCUUCUGAAGACUGAGUUGUCACGUCGGGACGCGAGCAUCCAAAGGCUCCGGCAAGACCUGCUCCUCUCUCAUCAGGCCCGUGACGCCCAGAGCGUUCAGCUGGACGUCCAAGAGCAGAGACUGUGGGAUCUGCAGAGAGAGCUGCAAGAAAGCCAGCAGGAGCUCCAGAAGGGACACGACCGCAACCAGCAGCUGCACAGGCAGCUACAAGAUGCCAGGAAGCAAGAUCAGGCUCAGCUCUUGGAUGUGAAAGGGAAUCUGGUGAAGCUGCAGGUGGAGAAUGAAGCACUACUGGAAAUCAAACGACACCAGGCCACUGAGGUGGACAGAGUCACUGCGGAGCUUAGUUCGGUUCAGGCCACGGCAGAGCAAAAGAGCAAAGAGGCCCAAGAAGCUAGAAAGAAAUGCCACGAACUGGAGGAUGAGCUGUCUGUCGUCCGAGCCCAGCUGAGCCAGUGCCGGAAAGGGACUCAAGAUGCCACGGCUGAGCAGAUCCAGCGGCUGGAGGAGGAAGUGUCCAGGCUGAAAUCUCAGCAUAGUUCAGUCAGUCAGCAGGAAUGGCGUCGGCUCCGGAGGGCACAAGAGGAGCUGAAAGCGAGAGAAGAGGAGUGGAAGAAAGAGAGAUCCUUCCUUCAAGAGCAGCUCAAUAGCGUCAGAGAGGAGCUCCACCGCGCCAACCUCAGGGAAGAAGAGCAUCGGCUGAAAGUGCUGCAGAUUGAUGAACUCCAAAGAGAGGUUGACAAGACGCUGGCACUGCUUGAAAAGGAGAGAGAGGAUUGUGUAAAGGCCGAGGAGCUGGAACGACUGAGACAAGAGCAGCUCAAGGACAAGGUCGGGCAUCAGGAAGAGCUGAUCUCAGAGCUGCAGAGAGAGCUGGAGAAGACUGGAUGUGACCAGAAGGAGAAAGAGCUGAAGGAAUGGAAAGAGCGAUGGUGCUCCGCCUCAGAGAGCCUCCGGCACGCACACACACAGCUCCAGCAGGCCCAAGACAGCCGAGACCAGGCCAUCAGCAGCCUGGAAAUACAGCAGGAGAAGAACCGCAGCCUGCAGGAUGAUGUGAAUAGACUCCACACUGUGCUGGUAGAAGAGCAGUCCACAGUCUCCAGGCUGCAGCGUGAGCUACAGGAAGCAGAGCAUCAGAGGGAUCUCCUGGGCUCCAGAGUAGCUGAGCUGAACUGUGACAUCCAGCAGAAAGACUGCAGGUGGCUUGCAGAGCAGGACGAGGUGUCCAGUAGAGAUGAGACGAUCCUGAGACUGAUGGCAGACCUGCGGGCCGCUCAGGAGAAUCUGACCGCUGCACAAGAGGAGCUGGCAGAGCAGCUGCAGCAGAUCACGUCUAGGGAAGAGGAGGUUGUGGCCCUGCAGAAGGAGAUGAGCAGACUUCAGGAGAUUCUGACACAGAAAGAGGAGGUGAUGGAGACGAACAAACACAACACUACACAGCUCCAGCGAGAGACAGACUCCCUUUACAAACAGUGUGAAGUCCAAAAGGAGGAGCUGUGUGAUCUGCGUGAGGAGGUGCAGCGCUGGAAGCAGGAGACGCAGGAACAGAAGGAGAGCCGGGUGAAGGAGGUGCAAGCCCUUAAGGAAGAGCUGCAGAGCGCACAAAGCCGUCUACAGCAGCACAGAGAUAACCUGGAGAGUCUCUGCCGAGAGCUGGAGACGGCCCACAGACAGCAGAGAGACACUGAGGAUGAGGCCUCCUGCAGGGCGGCAGCUCUCCGUAGUCAGGAUGCAGAGUUGAUUGAGCUGAAGGCAGGUCUACUCGAGGCUGAGAAACUGGCCACAGACGCAGAGGCCCGACUGCAACCUCUUAGCGAAUCCCUCGAGCUCUGCAAACACAAGUACCAGGCCUGCCUCAGCAAGAUCGCACAGCUAGAAAACACACUGCAUAGCCGGGAGGAGGACCUGAAAGAGGCCCACAAUCAGGUGGCACAGAGGGAUGAACAGGUCCUCCGUCUGAGGGCUCAGGUUGCAUCUCUGCAGGGGGAUCUGCAGGUACACUGCGCCCAGCUGGAGAGUGGAGACGAUGCCCUCGCCGCACUGAGCCAGCAGCUCCGAGACACGCUGGGAGAGCUGGAGCACAGCCGUAAACACAGCCAGGAGUGUGAGGUGCUCAUCAGCACUCUCAGAGACACCGCUGCUACCCUUCGCCGACAGGCUGAAGAGCAAGAAGAGAUGGUAGUGAAGACACAGGCUGAUUUUUCCAUCUACCGCGCCACUCACAUUCAUGCCAACUCAGACUACGAAUCCCAGCUGUCCCGCGUCCAGGAACUAGAGCACGCGCUGUUCCAGUCGCUGGAGCGCUGCGGUCAGAGCGCCCAGGAGCUGCGGGUCUGCCAGCUGGAGUUGGUGCGGCACCGAGAUGCCAGUACGGCAGAGGUGCAGCGGCUGCAGGAGCAGGUGAGGAAGCUCCAGGCGGGUGCAGUGGAUGAGGGCCAGAGACGGGCACAAGUUGAAUCUCUGGAACAUAAGGUAGCCAAUCUGGAAGGAGAGCUACAGGCAACUCAAAGGCAGUGUGAACAGGCUAUCCAGAAGAGAGACGCCCUACUGAGACAGUCCGAGGCUGAUCUUCUGCAGGCGCGGGAGAAGAUCCGAAGCAAGGCUGCAGAGGCAGAGAGACAGGCCGUCUCUGCUCGAGGGCUGGAAGCUGAUCUGCAGAGAGCCAAGAAAGAGAAAAGGCAGAGGGAGAAAGAGUGCGCCUCACUCAAAACACAGAUGCUACAGCUAAGAGAACAACUGAAGGAGGCUCACGCCACCUGCAGAGACACGGCUCAGGAGCUGACGCGGCAACAGGAAAAAGUGCAGCUGUUGGAGGGAAGUCAGCGUCUGGCUCAGGAGCAGCUCUCAGAGCGUGUGACGGAGGUGGUGCGGGCAGAGAAAGCCCAGAGAAGACUCCAAGUGGAGUUCAAGAAAAUAACAGACAGUCUGGAAAGCACUCAACAGGAGCUGCAGGACUCAAGGAGACUGCUUGAGCAUGUGAAGGCAGAGGCCAGCAGCAGCAAACAGGAAGCCCUGAGACUCCAGCAGGAGAAACAACAGAUCCAGGAAGAGCUGGACAUCAGCAGAGAGACCCUCUCAGCCCUGCAGACUAAGCUGUGUGAACAGGAGAAGCUUCUAAACACACAUCAGGAGCAUGUUUCUGAGCUGCAGCUUACCAUUCACAAACUGCAGGAAGAAGAGGUGAACAGUCAGACUCAGCUGCACCUAUGCAGGAGAGAACUGGAGACCAAAGAUGAACAAGUGAAGAAACACUACCAAGAGAUGAGCACUCUGCAGGCUACGGUGUCCAGGCUGAAGCUGGAUCUGGAGCAGGAGCGGGAGAGGUGGCGACAGGGGGUACGAGAGGCAGCCAAGGCCGAUCAAAGAGGGAGAGAGCUGAGACUGGAGCUAAGCACAGCUCAGGCCUCUCAUAAAGAGUAUAUGGAGCUGCUGGCUGAGUACAGUCGAGAGGUGACUGCCCAGAGGAGUGAGCAGGCCCGUCUCCAGCAGUGCCUGGUCCAGCUGACAGAGGAGAGGGCGUCCCAAGAGGAGCGAGUCAGACAAAUGGGUGCAGAUCUACAGAGAGCACAUAGUGAGAGCAAGUGCUCUCAGGAGGAGGCUCGGGCAUGUGAGGGGCGACUGGAGGAGCUGCACACCCAGCUGGCACGCUCACAGCAGUGGGCACAGCAGCAGAUGACGUCCCUGCAGGCCAGCGAGGAGGAAGUGCUCAUGCUGAAGAUGGAGAUGGCCUCUCUCAGAGAGAAUUACACUGCUAAAGUAGCUCAGGUUGAGGCUUUGCUCUCACAGAUAGACACUGUUAAUCAGAAAUACAGCACAGCUGUGUGUGAGGCGGACGUUUUGCGGCAGUGUUUAGGAGAUGCACGGAGUGACAGCUCUCGACUUCACAGGGAAAGCGAGCUCGUCGUGACCAAUGUGAACCAAUGGGUGAAGGAGCAAAACAUCAUGGUUCAUUGUGACAGCAGCUCGCAGCUUCCUCACUGCAGCCCAUUAUCUCUGCCCCUGCUCCACUCCAGGCACACUAAUGAGAAACUGGCACUCAAGAUCAAAGACCAGAGCAGGAAGAUCAUCCACCUGACAGCUGAGAGAGAUCACCUUCAGGAGAAUGUCAAGGGUUUACAGGGGGAAAUCAGGAGGCUGAAAGCAGAGCUGGAUAAAGAGAAAAUGGAAGCAGAGCGACUGAAGUGAAGAAAAGAGGCAGAGGAAGAAGAAAGCGCUUCCUGACCAUCACCAGCGCAAGUCUGUGCCAGUCAGUGCCUGUGUCUGAAUCGACGUGGAUGGCUACAGAACUGUUUUCUGCAACAAAUUCACUCUUGGAUCCUUUCUUCAUCACUGACUCAAUGAGUUCUAGAAAUACAUGAUUAUCUAAUGAUGGCUGCUAAUUGACCUUAUGACAGACUGACAGGCCAAAUAGCCAGCUUUUGUCCAUCAAACAUACUGAAUUGUCCGUGUCAUACAAAUCUCUUAUUUGGCAAAAUUCCCAGCAUUAUGCAUUACUUGUUAUGGUACAUGUAAUUCAGAUAUUAUGCUGAGAGGCUAGUGAAUGGAGUUUUGUUUGUUCCUUUCCUGAAAUCAGUCAUUAGUCUUGAAAAAGGCAAGUAGAUUGCAUGCACAACUAAAUUUUUGAAUGAUCACCCAAAACAAAUCAUCUCUAUGUUUGCACAAAGGAGAGGAAUAGUAGAAUGCAGUGUGAUGAAUGUUUACAGAAUGGGGAAUCAUUAUGUUGCUGGUCAAACUGUCGAAAAUACUGGUUUACUUUGGUUGUUUUUACUUAAAGUUGUAUUUGAAUAUGUAAUUGUAUAUGAAUAUUUCUCAGUUAUGGUCUUUUACAUGCCAACAAAAUUUUGUUGUAGAUUGUGCAUACAAAAUCUCUAUUAUGAUUCUGAUGUUUGACCCACAAAUUUCAUGGUUAAAGUGAACAGACCCAAAUAGUUCAUGCAUAUGAAUUUUUGGGGGGGAUCUAACCCUUGAUCUUUCUGUUGUUAAUGCUGUGCUCUAGCACACAUGCUCAAAAUCAAACUUUAAUUACAUUUGUUUUUAAGUAGUUUGAUUUUUGGUUAGUUGUAUUGUAUUAUUUAAUAUCAGAUGAUUAUAUCUAGAAAGUUAACAUAGUACAAGGGAUAAAUAGCACUUGUCCUUCUUUAGCACACUGAUAUUCAUUCAUUUUACACUGGUUUAUUUGCUCCAUUAAAUACAAAGACCACAUACGUUUACCAAAAUUUAGCUUUAAGAAAAACACACAAAAAAAGUAUUUGUCUGUUUGAAUCUACAGAAAGUGUCCAUUACAUAAUUCUCCCAUUGUUCCAUUUUAUAUUAGGUGGCCUUAACUACUAUGCACUUGCAUUUAAAUGAAUCAGUUGAUGCAUUGCACUUACUGAGUACAUACAGUUGCAAUCAAAAUUAUUCAACUCCUCAGAGACUGCAGUACUUUAUAAAAAUUGCACUGAAGUUCGCAUUGUAUUUAUAUUAAAAGUGAUAAUGUCAAUAUAUAAUGUAAUGUUUUUGAGUUAUAGGAUUUGUCAUAAUUGUUCAACCCUGAUUCAACAUUGCUGUUUUUAAGUCACUAAUUUUUAUAGUAGGGAACAAAAUUGUCUUAAAACACACUUUACCCUUUAGAAACUCUGUUUAAAAAAAAAACUGAAUUAGCUUGGGCUGUUACACAUACAUGCGUUUAGCCCGUGCAUGUGCUGGAGUUGAGUAGCAAAGUCAACAAUGCUCUCACAAAAUCUAUAGAGAAGAAAUAGUUUUAUUAUAUUAGAAAGUCUAAGGCUACAUGAAGACUUCCAAGACAUUAAAAGUUCCUAGAGGCUCAGCCUCUUUAGUUUUAAGUGUGAUGUACCAGAAAACCUUUGAGGGUGUUGAACAAAAAAAGCACAAUAUUAUAAAAUGUUUGAUCUGAGCAACUGAGAAAAACCUGCAAUGUACAGCCAAAGACUUGAAAGAUGACCCAGCAAAAGGAGGAACAUUUCAAUGCAGAGUAUAAGAUGAAUACCAGACAAGUAUGGCCUUCAUGUUGAGACAUCUUGCCGAAUGCCACUCUUGACCCAAAAAGAAAAAAACAGACUUGCUAAAAUUGCUAAAAUUCAUUUGGAUAUACUUGUGAAGUUCUGGAAGAAUGUUUUAUGGAGUGAUGGAUCAGUGGUAUGUCUGGUGAAAAAAAGGUAAAGCUUUUUAGCAAAAGAACACCAUGUCAAUCCUCAAACAUGGAGGUGGGCUAGUCCUGUUAUGGGGUUGUUUUACUGUAGCAGGAAGUGGAAAUCAUGACCGUAUGAAG